This is a messenger RNA of Erythranthe guttata (spotted monkey flower), 3084 nucleotides long. RefSeq names its product ATP-dependent zinc metalloprotease FTSH 9, chloroplastic. Gene Ontology annotation, molecular function: ATP binding; ATP hydrolysis activity; metalloendopeptidase activity. Gene Ontology annotation, biological process: proteolysis. Lineage: Eukaryota; Viridiplantae; Streptophyta; Magnoliopsida; Lamiales; Phrymaceae. The record is from RefSeq and is a predicted model, not a curated record. Gene Ontology annotation, cellular component: chloroplast thylakoid membrane.
UAUAUGUUUGGACAAACUGCCACAUAAGCGAGAAGAACGAGAGGAAUCGGAUAAAACGGAAACACACUCGUGCAAAACUAUUUAACGGCCAGAAACCACCGUCGUCACCAAUCUAACGGCUGAUAUUGCCGUUCUCCAUCCCCUUCUCUAACCCACAUAUCUAGUGGAAACUGGAAUAAUCUCCGCCUCUGUAAAUAUAAUGGCAGCCACCGUCGACACGACGAUAAUCUACAGACGAAUUUCGACUUUUAGAUACAACAAUCAUCGCAACUAUUUACACAAUUGCCCCUCCGUUUGCAGUCGGUAUAGAGCUUUCCAUGGAAAACCUGGUCGCCUGCUGUACGAUGUUUUGUCGCCGCCUAGGGUUCCGAAUUUUCAAUUGUGCUUUCUAAAUAAUUGCAAUAAUCCGAAGUGGAAAUUAUCCAGAAUUUACGCCAAUACCCCCCACGAACACGACAAUGAUUCGUCUGAGAAAGCCGAAACGAGUGGGUCCGAAACCCCGAAGGAAACGGGCCCGGGUUCGAGUUCGGGUUCGGGUUCGGGCCGGAGGGAGAAGCAGGGGAAGAACAAUUGGUGGAGCAACAACAGUAAUAAAUGGAGAUGGCAGCCGAUAAUUCAAGCACAAGAGAUGGGUGUUCUGCUCAUACAAUUAGGGAUUGUGAUGUUUGUGAUGAGAUUGCUUCGGCCCGGGAUUCCGCUGCCUGGCUCCGAGCCUAGGACUCCGACCACGUUCGUUAGUGUUCCGUAUAGCGAGUUCUUGAGUAGGAUUAAUAGUAAUCAAGUGCACAAGGUGGAGGUUGAUGGUGUGCACAUUAUGUUUAAGUUGAAGGGAGGAGAAGCUGGACUUGGGAGUAUUGAGAGUGCUGCAGGCGAGGUGAAUAGUAAGUUUCAGGACUCGGAGUCUUUGUUGAGGAGCGUGGGUCCCACGAAGCGGGUGCUGUAUACAACUACAAGGCCGGUUGACAUCAAGACGCCGUAUGAGAAGAUGUUGGAGAAUGAUGUCGAGUUUGGUUCUCCGGAUAAGAGGUCCGGUGGAUUCUUGAAUUCUGCAUUGAUAGCUUUAUUCUAUGCUGCUGUACUUGCAGGUCUUCUUCACCGGUUUCCUCUCAACUUUUCUCAGAAUACACCAGGGCAACUUAGAAACCGCAAGUCCAAGAAUUCCGGGGGAUCCAAAGUUUCUGAACAAGGGGAAAUUGUUACCUUUGCUGAUGUUGCCGGUGUCGAUGAGGCCAAGGAGGAACUGGAAGAGAUUGUGGAAUUUCUUAGGAAUCCAGACAGGUAUGUAAAACUUGGUGCACGCCCUCCUAGAGGUGUUCUCUUGGUCGGUCUUCCUGGAACAGGUAAGACACUUUUAGCAAAAGCUGUUGCUGGAGAAGCUGACGUUCCUUUCAUAAGCUGUUCAGCAAGUGAAUUUGUAGAACUGUAUGUUGGCAUGGGUGCAUCCCGUGUCAGAGACCUUUUUGCACGUGCAAAGAAGGAAGCUCCAUCCAUAAUAUUCAUAGACGAGAUAGAUGCUGUGGCCAAGAGCCGCGAUGGCAGAUUCCGUAUCGUGAGCAAUGAUGAACGGGAACAAACGUUAAAUCAGCUUCUCACUGAGAUGGAUGGAUUUGAUAGUAACUCAGCAGUCAUUGUACUUGGAGCAACUAACAGAGCAGAUGUUCUAGAUCCUGCCCUCCGUCGACCCGGUAGAUUUGAUCGAGUUGUCAUGGUCGAAACACCUGAUCGGAUUGGAAGAGAAGCCAUUUUAAACGUACAUGCUUCCAAGAAAGAACUUCCUCUUGGCAAGGAUGUUAAUCUGAGUGAUAUUGCUUCAAUGACCACGGGAUUUACUGGGGCGGAUCUGGCAAAUUUGGUAAAUGAAGCUGCAUUAUUGGCCGGAAGGAGCAGUAAAUUGUUGGUGGAGAGGGAUGAUUUUAUUCAAGCAGUAGAGCGGUCUAUAGCGGGGAUCGAAAAAAAGACAGCCAAAUUGAAGGGCAGUGAAAAAGGUGUUGUUGCACGACAUGAAGCCGGUCAUGCAGUUGUGGGAACUGCAGUUGCAAAUCUUCUCUCUGGACAACCUCGGGUUCAGAAGCUGAGCAUAUUGCCAAGAUCAGGCGGAGCCCUAGGAUUUACUUACACACCUCCAAGCAGCGAAGAUAGGUAUUUGCUCUUCGUAGACGAAUUGCGAGGGCGCCUUGUUACUCUUCUUGGCGGACGUGCAGCAGAAGAAUUUAUUUACUCUGGACGUGUAUCGACAGGUGCACUUGACGAUAUUCGACGAGCUACAGAUAUGGCUUACAAGGCUGUCGCCGAAUAUGGCCUUAAUGAAAAUAUUGGCCCCAUCUCUUUGUCGACUCUUUCUGGUGGCGGAAUGGAUGAUUCUGGUGGAUCUUCUCCAUGGGGAAAGGAGCAAGGAAAACUUGUUGAUCUUGUUCAAGGAGAGGUUAAAGCUUUGCUGCAGUCUGCUCUUGAUGUUGCAAUCUCAGUUGUUCGUGCAAAUCCUACUGUCUUGGAGGGUCUUGGUGCGUACCUUGAAGAGAAAGAGAAAGUGGAAGGUGAAGACUUGCAAGAAUGGUUGAAAAUGGUGGUUGCUCCAGCCGAGCUGACAUUCUUUAUCAGAGGAAAACAAGGUUCUCUACUCCCUCUUCAACCUGGAACCUCAUAACAGUUGAUGGUUUCUGAAAGCUCCAUUAUUUACCCUUGUUGAAUAUUGCCGUAAUUAUUGCGCGAAUGAAGAACUCUCAUGGUGGUAGCAAACUGGGGGCGGUGAACGUAUUCUUGGUUAAUGCGAACUUUGUAUAUUCAUGAAAUAACAUAAUUUAUAGUUCGUUUGUACAGUCUACUCAGUGAAAAUGCAUGUUUUUUAUGAUAUGCUGAGAAAAUAGUUUUCUCAAAAUCAUAGAGUCGCAAAAGAAAAGAAGAAAAGAAAGGAGCAUGAUGUUAUCUUGUCGAGAAGUUAUCUCAACUGUCAGUUGUCACAGCCCCUGGUCUGUUAAUCGGGCUAUUAUUUAGGAACCGAGUAAGUUGUAGUCGCAUACUGUUUUAUACGUAUAAAGAACUACUUCUACUACCAUUGAUUGAGAAAAUCUAUUUUUAUUACUGUAC